This is a messenger RNA of Ornithodoros turicata, 1637 nucleotides long. RefSeq names its product venom metalloproteinase antarease TserMP_A-like. NCBI's taxonomy places the organism in Eukaryota, Metazoa, Arthropoda, Arachnida, Ixodida, Argasidae. Gene Ontology annotation, biological process: proteolysis. The record is from RefSeq and is a predicted model, not a curated record. The transcript is spliced from 14 exons. Gene Ontology annotation, molecular function: metalloendopeptidase activity. The coding region runs from base 118 to 1566 and encodes 482 amino acids.
AACAGCAAAAGCACCUGGAGCAGACAAAAAGUUUACUUGCUUUCCAGAAGGCGCUUUCGUUGGACCACGUGCAAUUAAAUCGUAAAACCUUAGCCUUCUUUUCAUGUUCUGAGAAGAAUGUCGGUUACCUUGGUUCUGACGCUUUUGUUUUGGCGACACGCUGCAGGAAUCACUGAUGGCUCUAUUGUUUAUCCGACAAUGCUGGAAGCCAGACAAGAAGGUGGUCGAAAGUUUAUUCGCUUGACAGACGAGCAGACGUUGAGCCUCGAGAAAGCUUCAGUGUUUGCCAAAAUGAUUGCACUCAACAGUGAUGAAAAUGGAAAUUACGUAGAAAAAUAUAUUGAUGGAUCUAAAAUUGAGGAAAACUUAUACAGCGACCCACACAAGAUGGCGUCAUUGAUGCUGGAUGACGCUGACGGUGUCAUUAAGUUGACAGGUAUGAUAAGCUUGACGCAACGAAUUGAACCCGUACUGGGAGAGCCGAGGUCGGAUCACGGAGCAGUCCCACAUAGGGUCAGCCGCAUACGCAUGCGAGAUCCUUUUAGGAACAGUGCAGUGCGGAUGAGGAGAGAUGUCAGCGCAGAAGUUCAUGCUAGAAUAGAACCCCGGAACGAUCUCCCAGAUACAGUGUACCUUGAGGUGUUCGUCAUUUCGGACACAUAUCACAACAGGUUCUUCAAUACAACGCAUCAACUUAUCAACUACUUGGCUAUCAUGUUCAACAGCGUCAAUCUGAGAUACGAAACUGUCGAAGAUCCAAAAAUACGUCUUAUAUUGGUGGGAGUCGAAGCGAGUCAAAGCGAACCCUACAUCCAGAAUAUGCGCACGAAAUUUACACUCGAAGGGUCUCUGCACGAUGAUGCUGUACUGGAUGCAUUAGAAAAAUAUGCGCACGACGGAUCAAUUGCAACAUACUUCGACACGUUGUACUUGAUGACCGGGCGAGACAUAUUUGCUGUCGGACUCUUCGACGAAAGCAUCGAGAAGCGAGCCGCAGGAAUUGCAAACCUCGGCGGCUUGUGCACGAAGGAAAACGUGGCGGCAGGAGAAGACAUACCGGGUUCCUUCGACGGUACCUUCACCGUUACGCAUGAACUUGCACACCUUCUAGGAGCGGUGCAUGAUGGAAGCGGUCCGUCCUUGCGUAUUCGAGGACACCAAGGAUCUCAACGGUGCCCCUGGAACGAGGGAUACAUAAUGAGCUACAAGGACACCGGGGAGAAUCAUUUCAAGUUUUCCGAGUGCUCCAAAGAGCAGUUUAGAGUACUCUUCAGACAAACGAAUCAAAGUUGCUUCGAUGUAGUAUCGAAGCAAGUGUUCAACAACCUGAAGCUUGGUUUCGCUGGUUUUUACACUAAGGCAUCCACUUACUGCACGCUGGCAUUUCCUGAAAAACCAGGAAUCUACCCUGCAGAAAGGGGAAACAGUUUAGCGGAGUGCCGACUGUUAUGCUGCCGCGGAGAUCCAAACCCCGACGAAUGUUACAAGAAGCCCCUCUUGGAUGCAAUGCCUUGUGAUGAUGGAAAGAGAUGUUUCAAUGGUGUGUGCAUACCUUUCAAGGGAUGAGACCUCAAGGCAUGCAGUGUUGGCUACGCUACAUUCAGCAUUCAGCACGAGUAAAAAGCUUGUGCAAGAUA